GCCUAUAAAAUACACUUAUCUCCAGCUACAUGUAUGCUUGGAUUUUUAUCUUCUGUGUGGUGAUUUGAAUGUUUGGGUUUUGGAGUAUUCAGGGGUCUUUUUUGUUUGCCAUGGAUCAAGGGUGGAAAAGGUUACCCUUGUUGGUAGUCUUUCUGUUUUUGAGUAGUGCUUAUGGAUUUAAAGGUGGAGCUUAUUCAAAUGCCCACCAGCGGUGGGGUCAACCUUCUGACAAUACUUUCUCACCUCAUGCAGUCCAGUCAUCUGUUUCAGAGGUCCCUGUGACUGGGACUUUGCCUGAAGAAGUGGGCUCAAGUUUAUUCACUAACAGACCCCUGAAAAGGUUUAACUUGCUCCAGUUUGUAAAAGGUCAUGAUUCCAGCCACCAUGAAUCGAUGUCCUAUGCCCAAACUGCUCCAAGCAGCUCAGUUUUUGCUUCCUUGCCUCUACCCUUAAGUGAAAAGCAAGCAGGCAGUUUGACAUUGCUCCAGGGCUCUGGAACAACCAUUACAGAUACUGCUAGUGUUUCUACACAAAGCACUUCUGGCCAGUCCACCAGCGAUCAGAGCUUCCCUAGUUUGUACAUGUCCAGCUCCCAGGAAACCUCUGGUGUUGAAUCUGCGGAAGCCGCUUUGCCUGUGUUCUCUCAGGAGAGUAUCUCCUACAGCAGUUCAUCUGCUCCAGGUGCCACUUACACUUCUCAAGGUAGCCCAGUGCCACUUUCAGAAGGCUCUAGUCAAGCCAUCUCACCUCAGGAUGAAAGCAGUUACAGUCGUUUGUUUCAGUCUCAAGGUGCCUCUAGUCACUAUACCCCAGACUCCUAUACCAAGCUCAGUUCUUCAUCUGUUUCUAGUCAGUCUACCAGUGAUCAGAGUCCCCCCAGUCUGUAUAGUUCUAGCUCUCAGGAUAGUUCUGGCAGUUUGUUGGAAGCUUCUGGCUCUUUCUUUCAAGGGGAAAUGGUAGGGCUUAGCUCGUCUGACUUGUCUCCUGAAUCUCAAACCUCUGGUCAGCUUCUGCCCUCAUCAUUGGAGGUCUCUAGCCAGUUUACUAAUGGUCAGGGCUCUCCCAGCUUGUUUAUAGGUAGCUCUAAAAGCAGUUCUGAUUCCCAGUCAACUGGUCCUGCUUCACUUCUAGAUACUCAGGGUAGCCUUUCUCAAAGCAUUUUGUCUACCCAGACUCAGGGCUCCACUUCUCAGGGCAGUGCUGGGCCUGAAUUGUCUGGAAGUUCUGGGCAAUUUAUCCCCACACAAGUAGAAGGUGGCAGUUAUAGUGUGUCCCAAUUGUUUAACUCUAGUCCGUAUGCCCCAGGAUCCCUGAUGUAUGGGAAGUUUGGCCCCUUGCCUAUAAGGGUUUCUAGCCAGUCCACAAGCACCCAAAGCAGUCCUGGCACUCCAUUAACUUCCAGUCGUUUCCCUGUGCAGGGAGGUAGUAGCUCUACUUCUAGCUUAUAUCUGAAGCCUCAGGGCACUCUGGGUCUGUAUGCCCCUGCGUCAUCUACCAAAUAUGUGAGUGUUCCCAUGCCACAACGUGCUGUUUAUAGCCAGGCAACAAGUGGCUCGGGGGCUCUGUUUGGGACCUCUAUUGGUUUAGCCUCACAAGGAAUGAGUAGCACUUACAGUGGUUCUGUACAGCCUCAAGGUACCACAAGUCAAUUUGCCCCUGGGUCUCCAUCCUUCUCUAGUUCACAGAAGCAGUUUACCUCUAGCUAUGGCACCCAGUCAAGGUCCUCUCUGCCACUCACCCUGCAGGGAAGUGCCACUUACGGUGGAUCACUCCAGGCUCAAGGUACCACAGGUCAGUUUGCCCCUGGGUCUCCAUCUCCAAGUGUAUCCCUAUCCUCACCCCAAGGUGCUGCCAGUCAGUCUGCCACAGUCCUGAGUUCGCAGAAGCAGUUUACCUCUAGCUCUGGCACCCAGUCAGGGUCCUCUCUGCCACUCACCCUGCAGGGAAGCACCACUUAUGGUGGAUCACUCCAGCCUCAAGGUACUGCAAGUCAGUUUGCCCCUGGGUCUCCAUCCUCCUAUCCAAGUGUAUCACUAUCCUCACCCCAAGGUGCUGCCAGUCAGUCUGCUGCAGUCCUGAGUUCACGGAAGCAGUUUACCUCUAGCUAUGGCACCCAGUCAGGGUCCUCUCUGCCACUUGCCCUGCAGGGAAGCCCCACUUAUGGUGGAUCACUCCAGCCUCAAGGUACUGCAAGUCAGCUUGCCCCUGGGUCUCCAUCCUCCUAUCCAAGUGUAUCACUAUCCUCACCCCAAGGUGCUGCCAGCCAGUCUGCCACAGUCCUGAGUUCACGGAAGCAGUUUACCUCUAGCUAUGGCACCCAGACUGGGUCCUCUCUGCCACUCACCCUGCAGGGAGGUGCUGCUUAUGGUGGAUCACUCCAGCCUCAAGGUACCGCAAGUCAGUUUGCCCCUGGGUCUCCAUCCUCCUAUCCAAGUGUACCACUAUCCUCACCCCAAGGUGCUGCCAGCCAGUCUGCCACAGUCCUGAGUUCACGGAAGCAGUUUACCUCUAGCUAUGGCACCCAGUCAGGGUCCUCUCUGCCACUUGCCCUGCAGGGAAGCCCCACUUAUGGUGGAUCACUCCAGCCUCAAGGUACUGCAAGUCAGUUUGUCCCUGGGUCUCCAUCUUCAGGUGUAUCACUAUCGUCAGCCCAAGGUGCUGCUAGUCAGCCUGCCACAGUCCCGAGUUCGCGGAAGCAGUUUACCUCUAGCUAUGGCACCCAGACUGGGUCCUCUCUGCCACUCACCCUGCAGGGAGGUGCUGCUUAUGGUGGAUCACUCCAGCCUCAAGGUACCACAAGUCAGUUUGCCCCUGGGUCUCCAUCCUCUUUUCAAAGUGUAUCAUUGUCCUCACCCCAAGGUGCUGCCAGUCAGUCUGCCGCAGUCCUGAGUUCACGGAAGCAGUUUACCUCUAGCUAUGGCACCCAGUCAGGGUCCUCUCUGCCACUUGCCCUGCAGGGAAGCCCCACUUAUGGUGGAUCACUCCAGCCUCAAGGUACUGCAAGUCAGUUUGCCCCUGGGUCUCCAUCCUCCUAUCCAAGUGUAUCACUAUCCUCACCCCAAGGUGCUGCCAGCCAGUCUGCCACAGUCCUGAGUUCACGGAAGCAGUUUACCUCUAGCUAUGGCACCCAGACUGGGUCCUCUCUGCCACUUGCCCUGCAGGGAAGCCCCACUUAUGGUGGAUCACUCCAGCCUCAAGGUACUGCAAGUCAGCUUGCCCCUGGGUCUCCAUCCUCCUAUCCAAGUGUAUCACUAUCCUCACCCCAAGGUGCUGCCAGCCAGUCUGCCACAGUCCUGAGUUCACGGAAGCAGUUUACCUCUAGCUAUGGCACCCAGACUGGGUCCUCUCUGCCACUCACCCUGCAGGGAGGUGCUGCUUAUGGUGGAUCACUCCAGCCUCAAGGUACUGCAAGUCAGUUUGCCCCUGGGUCUCCAUCUCCAAGUGUAUCCCUAUCCUCACCCCAAGGUGCUGCCAGCCAGUCUGCCACAGUCCUGAGUUCACGGAAGCAGUUUACCUCUAGCUAUGGCACCCAGACUGGGUCCUCUCUGCCACUCACCCUGCAGGGAGGUGCUGCUUAUGGUGGAUCACUCCAGCCUCAAGGUACCACAGGUCAGUUUGCCCCUGGGUCUCCAUCUCCAAGUGUAUCCCUAUCCUCACCCCAAGGUGCUGCCAGCCAGUCUGCCACAGUCCUGAGUUCACGGAAGCAGUUUACCUCUAGCUAUGGCACCCAGUCAGGGUCCUCUCUGCCACUUGCCCUGCAGGGAAGCCCCACUUAUGGUGGAUCACUCCAGCCUCAAGGUACCACAAGUCAGUUUGCCCCUGGGUCUCCAUCCUCUUUUCAAAGUGUAUCAUUGUCCUCACCCCAAGGUGUUGCCAGCCAGCCCAGCCAAGCAUUUCAAAGCUAUUCUGUGUCCCAAAGCCAGAAGUCUCAAAGAUGGCAGCCUUCACAAGGUAUUCAGACCUCAGGUGCAGCUGUAUCACAGGGAAUUGAUCUAUCUCAAAGCUCUCCAAUGCAGAGUAGGUUCUCUUCCCUGUCAUCUGCAGGAGGCCCAUCUUCAAAAGAUUCUGGACUGUAUGUUUCUGCACAGGGUGGUGGCACCAGUUAUGGUGGCUUUUCUCUCAAUUCUCAAAGCCCUUUGAAGUACAACCCUGGGUCCCAUGCAUAUGCCAAGUUUGGUUCCUCACCCCUAGCUGUUUCUAGCCAGUCUACCAGUGAUCAGCACUCAAAUGGCUUGUAUAGCUCAGGCUCUCUGCAAACCCAGGGUCUCCUUGGUGUAGUUGAAGGACCCUCAUCUCAAGCUCCUUUUGACUCCCCAAGCAGUAACCAAAUUGAGCGUUUUGUGAUGUUGCAACGGCCCACAGGUUCCAACCUAGCUCCAUCUCUAGGCCUGAGUGCCCAAGCAUCUUCUGUUAGCAUGCUCUCUGGUGUUCCGCAAACUGCGCAGGCUCUACGUGAAUCUGGGUCAGAUGUCCAGUUAAACAACCAAGUGAGCAGCAAUUCACAGGCCAAUGCAUAUACUUCCUUGCAAAAGUUCUCCAGCAACUAUGGUGCACAGAGUCUUAAGCCUUCAGAGCUCUUGCGUUAUGAGCCAGGUGUUUAUGGCCAAGGAACAUCCAGUGCUUCUGAGCUCUUGAGUAGCUAUGGUUCCACGUACAACCUGAAUGCUCCUGCUUCUAUACCAUCCCGCAGUUCUCUCUCAAGCCGCUACUACUCUGUCAAGGGCUAAGGGGCUCUAGAAACCUGCUACAAUGUGAAGUGUUGUCUUCUAGAAUUUAAAAAUAAAUGUUUGAAACAAA
Molecule: messenger RNA, 4797 nt
Organism: Ctenopharyngodon idella (grass carp)
Lineage: Eukaryota; Metazoa; Chordata; Actinopteri; Cypriniformes; Xenocyprididae
Exons: 9
Coding region: 69-4727 (1552 amino acids)
Source: RefSeq, a predicted model, not a curated record